Eupeodes corollae is the source of this 1819-nucleotide messenger RNA. RefSeq names its product probable cytochrome P450 9f2. Gene Ontology annotation, molecular function: oxidoreductase activity, acting on paired donors, with incorporation or reduction of molecular oxygen; iron ion binding; heme binding. The record is from RefSeq and is a predicted model, not a curated record. Bases 473 to 1750 code for a protein of 425 amino acids. NCBI's taxonomy places the organism in Eukaryota, Metazoa, Arthropoda, Insecta, Diptera, Syrphidae. The transcript has 4 exons.
GAUCCAAACAAGCUUUAAAAAAAAGUUAAUGUAGGAAUACGAUUAAAAGAGUUUUUCAAAAUGUUUUUGAAGUUUUUUUGUUGUUGGAAAUGCGUUCGAGAUUUUUGUGCAUGCGUCGUUCGCUGCUUAUUUGGCUUUGAGAAAAAUACUAACGAGGAAGUAUCUCGGAAGGUCUUUGGAAUCAAAGCGCCUUCUUUUCAUUAUUCUAUGAAGUUUUAAAAUAUUACUUUUUAUGAUUUAUUGUACAUAUUAAAUGCUUUAAUUUUUAAUAAAUCUAGACACAUGAUUUUUACCGUCACGUGUUAACGAGAUCCGCCUGCUUGAUAAUCUUAAAGCUUCGCUUACUAUUAACUGCCUUUUCAACAGCCGCUUUGCUUUUCUUUGGAAUCCGCUGAAACUUAACAUUUUCGGAAUCUUCGAUCAACGCAAUCCGAUCUAUGCAAUUCGUGAUCCAGAACUAGUUAAACGCAUUAUGGUUAAGGACUUUGAUCAUUUUAUCAAUCAUCGUGAAGUUUUUAAUGAAAAUUUCGGUGGUCUUUUUGGUAAAUCUUUGUUUUUCAUGCGAAAUAACAAAUGGAAAAAUAUGCGUCAUACUUUGAGUCCCGUCUUCACUGGCAGCAAAAUGCGUCAAAUGUUCAUAUUAAUCAAUGAGGUUGCCAAAGAAUCAAUGGAUUUCCUGAAAGAAAAAUCCGAAAAUCACCAGGAAAUCGAUUUUGAUAUCAAAAACUACUUCACCAAAUUUACAAAUGACACAAUUGCUUCUGCGGUUUUUGGUUUGAAGAUUAAUUCUUUCAAAGACGAAUGUAAUGAGUUUUAUUUGAUGGGAAAGAGGGUUACCACACCGACAAUUCUCCAGAGCAUCAAGUUUUAUUUGUAUCUUAACUUAAAAUCCUUAUCGGAAUUCUUGAAAAUCCAAAUAUUUAGCAAAGCUGAUACCGAUUAUUUCUCACGCCUGGUUCUGGACACAAUGAAAUAUAGGGAAAAUAAUAACAUAAGUCGCCCAGAUAUGGUGCACAUGUUGAUGGAAGCUAGAGGAUCUCUGGUGGGAAAUGGGGAAGAGAGUAAGAACUCAGUCCAAUGGACAGAUGAAGAAAUUGUAGCCCAAUUUUUUCUAUUCCUUUUUGCUGGUUUUGAGAUAACUGCAACAAUGAUGGCAUUUGCUGCUAGUGAACUUAUGCAAAAUCCAGAUAUGCAGGAGAAACUUCGUCAGGAAAUUUUCGAGGUGAAAAGAAACCUCAACGGAGAACCCCUUACCUAUGAAGUUCUUCAAAGCAUGAAGUACAUGGAUAUGGUCGUAUCUGAAACUCUGCGAAGAUGGACGCCAACACCUAUAACAUUCCGUCAUUGUAACAAGGAUUUCACGUAUAAGGAUGAUGAUGUUCAUGUGACGAUCAAAGCUGGCGAAACAAUUGCCAUACCAAUUGUUGGCUUCCACCAAGACGAGCAAUAUUUCCCGAAUCCAGAGAAGUUCGACCCGGAAAGGUUUAGUGACGAAAAUAAAGGUAAUAUUCGUCCGUUCACAUAUUUGCCUUUCGGAAUCGGACCAAGAAGCUGUCUAGGAAGCCGAUUUGCCCUUUUGGAGGGUAAGGCUAUAUUGUUUUAUAUUUUGAGUGAAUUCCGCAUCGAGCACUCACCUCGGAGCAGAGUUCCAAUUGUUUUAGAAUUUGCGGCAUUCAAUCUUGUAGCGAAAGGUGGUAAUUGGAUGAAGCUAGUUCCGCUUGAAAGUGCCUCGAGGGGAGUGCAACCAUAGAAGAUUUUCGAAUUAGAAAAGAAGGAGUGUUCCUUGCAAUAAAUAUCAUAUAAUUUUGUACUUUUUUAA